Messenger RNA from Leptopilina heterotoma, 4478 nucleotides. Its product is annotated as anoctamin-4. Lineage: Eukaryota; Metazoa; Arthropoda; Insecta; Hymenoptera; Figitidae. The record is from RefSeq and is a predicted model, not a curated record. The transcript has 14 exons. Gene Ontology annotation, biological process: chloride transmembrane transport. The coding region runs from base 608 to 3835 and encodes 1075 amino acids. Gene Ontology annotation, molecular function: chloride channel activity; protein dimerization activity. Gene Ontology annotation, cellular component: plasma membrane.
CAAUUCAAAUGAAAAUUGAAAGCAAACAUAAAAAUAAAUCGACCUUAAAAUUUCAUCUGUUCUAUAUUUUAAAAGAAAAAGGACACAAUAUCCCCCCAAUGAAAAUUGAAUGAAUUUUUAAAUAAAUUAAGAUUCUUUGGUCCUUAUGCAAUAUAAAUUAGGGGCAUAAUAUCUAUAAUAUUUUUGGCAUUGAUAAAGAAGAAUUAUAAGAAAAUUUCGAUUAUCUAUGCGAAUCUCCAUAAAAUGACAAUGAAGAGUAUUCAAGGUUGUACGUUCUGGUGGGUCAGGGUGGUAUAAGCGCAGCAAAUACGUGGGCAGAGUUUCAUUCAUAAUUAACGUUUAAAGUGACCUACACGAUGCUACUGCGGAUUUUGUAGCAAAAAUAUAAAAAGAAGAGAGAAAAAAAGAAAGAAAGUGAUCGAUGUACCCAAAGGUAUUACUUUCACGAACAAAUAAUUCAACAACAAAAAAAAGUUGAUAUUAAUUUUCAAAAAAAAAAAAAAAAAAAAUUUCAAAAGAAAAAAGGGAAUUUUUUUUCUUUAAUAAAAAAAAAGAAAAUAAAACAUCAUCGUAAAGCUGGCAUCCAAGGAUUUUUUCGGUUUUCGUUAUGGACGGUGACCGUAAUCGGCCCGAGGACGAUUCGCAGACAUCAGAUCAUAAAGAGAGUCCAUCGGAAGAAGAGAAUAGUCAGGGAAAUUCGCAAUUUAGUGAUAUUGAAAAAAAUAACGAAUCAUCAGAAUCAUCAUCGAGAAGAACAUCAGAUCAAGAGGAUAGACGAUUUCCAAUAAUUUCCGUCACAACAAUAAAUAAUAAUAAUAAUCGACCGCCAACUCCAUACGAUAGUAAAAAUCCAAUAAUUCGCGAUGUCACGAAAAAUAUUCCAUAUGAAUACGAAAAAAAUGGUUACCAAAAAUAUACAGGCAACAUCAAUUGUUCAUCCGGAGCCGGAAGUCCUCGGCCACAAUCGCGAAUAUCUAAGGCCAGUGUCUUUCCAUUCGGAGGAAAUCUCUCAGCCCGAGAAGCCUUCGGACCUACGCUUACACCAAUUAAAAAUAGUCAAUCGCCAGAAUCACCAACACCAUUUCCAGAGUCGAUUGAUAGUGAUUUUCCCAAGGAUAUCAAUAAAAGAAAUGCCUCUGGAUCCGUCGCAUCGACGAAUGACGUCGAAACACUAUUUUUUAGAGACGGCAGGCGGAGAAUUGAUAUGGUUUUGGUGUAUCAAGAGGAGGCAGCGGGAGUUAUGACUGAAAUAGAGGCACGUAAAAUAGAGCAGAGAAAAAUUUUUGAACAAAAUUUAUUAAAGGAAGGCCUACAAUGUGAACUUGAACCAAAAGAAUCGUCAUACGAUGGAAAAACAUAUUUUUUAAAACUACACAUUCCAUGGAAAAUAAAAACACAGUAUGCCGAAUUGAUGAAUCUUAAAUUACCAACCAAGAGAUUAAUUACCAUUUCCGUGAAAGCUUGGGGAGACGAAAAUGCAAAUUUGAAGAAGACUCCUUGGGAAAAAUGGCUAAAAUGGACGGAGAGAAUAAGAAAAUUUCACAUGUGGGACACAAAUAAAUAUCCUGAGGAGCCAAGUUUUUAUGCAAGUACAGACAGUGGAGAUGAAGAAAGAUUUGUGGUGAAAGACAGGGACACUGCCUAUACUCCAGCUCAAAGAUCCCUAAUAGUAAUGCAAAUUUUACAUCGAACGAAAUACAAUGAAGUUAAUGAGAAAGCAGGAAUAAGACGACUCAUUGCCGAUGGAACGUAUCUCGACUGUUUUACACUUCACGAGGGGCCCUACAAUAAACCAUUGGCGAACGGAGAGAUUUUAGAUAGAUAUUUACUUUAUCUUAUUUGGGCCAGGCCAUCACAAUGGUACAAGAGACAACCUUUGUGGCUAAUUAGAAGAUAUUUUGGAGAAAAAGUUGCACUUUACUUCGCGUGGCUUGGAUUUUAUACAAAGGCAUUAUAUCCCCCGGCUGUCGUUGGUCUCUUGUGUUUUUUUUACGGUUUAGCAAGUAUGAAUAGCGACGAUAAUCAGCCCAGCAGAGAAAUCUGCGAUGCAUCUAAAGAAGGAAAUAUUACACUCUGUCCACUUUGUGAUAAGGCGUGCUCCUAUCAAAAACUGAAAGAUUCCUGUAUUUUUUCAAGACUGACAUAUUUAUUCGAUAAUCCAGCAACUGUCUUUUUUGCCAUUUUUAUGUCCUUUUGGGCAACCACAUUUUUGGAAUUGUGGAAACGUCGUCAAGCAAUAUUGGCGUGGGAAUGGGAUUUGCAAAAUUCUGACGGCGAUGAGGAACCAAGACCCGAAUUUGAAGCUUCGGUUAAAACUUAUAGAAUAAAUCCCGUCACGAGAGAACGAGAACCUUACAUGCCAGCUUGGUCGCGUGCCUGGAGAUUUGCCGUCACAUUUUCCAUGGUGUUUUUCAUGGUUGGCGUGGUACUUGCCGCAGUUUUGGGAACGAUAAUCUACAGAAUUUCCUUGGUACCAGUUUUUUAUAAAGGCGGCAAUUCUCUCGUGAAAAGGCACACGAAAAUUUUCACCGCCACAACUGCUGCUUUACUUAAUUUGAUUGUCAUUAUGAUAUUGACGAGAAUUUAUCAAAGAAUGGCGAGAUGGAUGACUAAUUUGGAAAAUCCACGAACACAAACUGAAUACGAGGACAGUUUUACAUUCAAAAUUUUUAUGUUUGAAUUCGUCAACUUUUACUCUUCUCUCAUCUACAUUGCAUUUUUUAAGGGGAGAUUUUACGUCCAUCCUGGCGAUUUGCACUCGAGGCAAUCGGAAUUUAAUAGAAUAAAAAAUGACGUUUGUGAUCCGGCUGGCUGUCUAUCGGAACUUUGCAUUCAACUCGCAAUUAUUAUGAUUGGCAAACAAUUAUUUAACAAUUUUCUCGAAAUUCUCUCGCCAAAAAUGUGGAAUUGGUGGCGUAAGAGAAAUCACAAGGCGGCGACAAAAGAUCACGAUAGACUCGAUACAAGUUGGGAGCAAAAUUAUCAACUUCAAGAUCCAGGGAGAAUGGGCCUUUUCGAAGAAUAUCUCGAAAUGAUAAUUCAGUACGGAUUCGUGACGUUGUUUGUUGCUGCUUUCCCGUUGGCUCCAAUUUUUGCUCUUUUGAAUAAUAUCGGCGAGAUUCGAUUGGACGCGUAUAAAAUGAUAAAGGAAGCUCGCAGACCCUUGGCAGAAAGAGUUGAAGACAUUGGAGCUUGGUUUGGAAUUUUAAAAGGUGUUACCUACACGGCCGUUGUCAGUAAUGCAUUCGUGAUUGCUUAUACUUCGGAUUUUAUACCCAGAUCCGUGUACGCUUAUGUUUAUUCGGAAACGAAUGAUUUGAGGGGUUACAUUGACAGUUCAUUAUCCGAAUUUAAUACCUCGGAUUAUAUUGAAGGAAUGGGCGGCGAUGGAAGUGUUAUUCCAGUUCCUGCGACGUGCCAAUACAGAGGCUACAGAAAUGGGCCAAAUCAUAAAGAUCCUUAUGGAUUCAGUCCUCAAUAUUGGCACGUUUUUGCCGCACGUCUUGCAUUUGUCGUCGUUUUCGAACACGUUGUAUUUGCCUCGACGGGAAUAAUGAGUUACGUGAUACCAGCCGUGCCAAAAGCAAUGUCAACGCAAUUGCAGAGGGAGAGAUUAUUGGCGCAGGAGGCAAGAUUCGAGAAGGGAAUAAAGGGCAAGGAAGAUGAGGAGGAUCUUGUUUCGGUUUUGCGUGAAGCUGGAAUAUCGAGACCGGGCCCAAGACGUGGCAGUUGGGCGAGACGUUUCAGUAAACUUAGUGAUAGCCUCGAUGCUCAUGUUGACGUUGGAAAAAAUCACGUUGCAAGUGAAAAUCCCACCGUCUGGGAAGUGACUUAAAUUAAUUUCUAUUUUUUUAAAUUAAAAAAACAAAAAGAUAACUAACUAGAUCACAAUUACAUUUAUUCGACUGAAGUCGAAUUUUUAUUAAUUUUCUCAAGGAAACUUUUGAUUUUCGCCCCAGAAAAAAGAAUAUUUAUAUUUUACUCAAAUUUUUCUCUGUUUCAUGCCAAAAAAUUUCCUGUACAUUUUACUUUCUAAUUUUUUUCAUUUCCAAGUAAAUUAAUUUAAUUUACUAAACAUAAAAUAAAUUAGGAAUGAAAAUUUUAUUAAAAUUUAAAUUCAGAAGAAAAUUUGAAUCUGUUUUCCAUUUUCUUGAUUCAUAAGAAGCAGAACUUGUAUAUCAGACAAUAAAUUAUCGUAUAGUGAAUCUAACAAAACCAAAAUGCAAAAUAUAAAUCGAUAAUUAAGUAUACGAGUCAAUUAUUGAAAUAAGAGAAAAACAAAUGGGAACUCUUGUAAAUAUUGUAUAUUUUUUAUAAAAUUAAAGUGUCUCGUAUCGUACGAUAUUAAUUCACUGACGCCAAGAAUGAUUGAAAGAGUAGAAAAUCUACAUAUUUUAUUAUAUUUUUAAAUGUAAAAAUAGAAGUCCAUUUUAUUUAUUUUUUAUGGAAUAGUUAUCAAAAAAGAAAGAAAUCCUUUA